AUGAGUACUCCAUUUGGAUUAGAUCUAGGUAACAACAACUCUGUGCUAGCUGUUGCCAGAAACAGAGGUAUUGAUAUUGUUGUCAAUGAAGUAUCAAACCGUUCUACACCUUCUUUGGUUGGUUUUGGCCAAAAGAACAGAUUUUUAGGUGAGGCCGGUAAGAACAAGCAAACUUCUAACAUCAAGAACACCGUUGAUAACUUGAAGAGAAUUGUAGGUUUGAACUACGAAGAUCCAGAUUUCAAGCAAGAAGCUAAAUACUUUUCCUCCAAGUUGGUCAAACUUGACGAUGGCAAGGUUGGUGCUCAGGUUAGAUUUGCCGGAGAGCAACAUACUUAUUCUGCUACCCAACUAGCUGCUAUGUUCAUCAACAAAGUUAAAAACACGGUGGUAAGUGAGACAAAAGCCAGUAUUACUGAUGUGGCAAUUGCUGUUCCAGCUUGGUACACGGAGGAGCAACGUUACAACAUUGCCGAUGCUGCUAGAAUUGCAGGUUUGAACCCAGUCAGAAUUGUCAACGAUGUUACUGCUGCCGCUGUUUCUUAUGGUGUUUUCAAGACCGAUUUACCAGAAGGUGAUGAAAAGCCAAGAAUCGUUGCAUUUGUUGAUAUUGGUCAUUCCAGUUAUACUUGCUCGAUUGGCGCUUUCAAGAAGGGUGAAUUGAAGGUCCUAGGCACCGCAUAUGACAAGCACUUCGGUGGUAGAGAUUUUGACCGUGCCAUCACUGAGCACUUCGCUGAUGAAUUCAAGACAAAGUAUAAGAUCGAUAUCAGAGAGAACGCCAAGGCUUACAACAGAGUUUUGACAGGUGCCGAAAGAUUAAAGAAGGUGCUUUCCGCUAACACUGCUGCUCCAUUUUCUGUCGAAUCUGUCAUGAACGAUGUCGACGUUUCUUCUCAAUUGACACGUGAAGAGUUGGAAGAAUUAGUCAAGCCUUUGCUAGAGCGCGUGACCGAUCCAGUCACCAAGGCCUUAAAAGAAGCCAAUUUGUCUGUGGACGAUGUUGAUUUCGUUGAAAUCAUUGGUGGUACUACUCGUAUCCCAUGUCUCAAGAACGCAGUUUCUGAAGCUUUCAACAAGCCUUUGUCGACAACUUUGAACCAAGAUGAAGCCAUUGCUAAGGGUGCUGCUUUUAUUUGCGCUAUCCACUCUCCAACUAUGCGUGUUCGUCCAUUCAAGUUUGAAGAUAUCCACCCAUACUCUGUCUCUUACUUCUGGGACAAACAGGAAGAGGAUGAAGACAAUUUGGAAGUGUUCCCUGCCGGUUCCUCUUAUCCAUCUACUAAAUUGAUUACUUUGCACCGUACUGGUGAUUUCUCUAUGGAGGCCAAGUACACAAACCCAAAUGUGUUGCCAACUGGCACUGCAGCAGAAAUUGCCAAAUGGAAUAUUACUGGUGUGAAGCUAAAUGAUGGCCAAACUUCCAUCCCUGUCAAGGUGAAGUUGAGAUGUGAUCCAUCCGGCCUGCACAUCAUUGAAAGUGCUUACACUGUCGAGGACAUCAAGGUUCAGGAAGAAGUUCCACCAGCUGCCGAUGCUCCAGAGGAUGCUGAGCCUGAAUACAGAGAGGUUACAAAGACUGUUAAGAAGGACAACUUGGUUGUUGAAGCUCACACCUUUGCUCUCUCUGAAAAGGAUUUGAACUCAUUAAUUGAAAAGGAGAAUGAGUUGGCAGCUCAAGACAAGCUUGUUGCUGAAACCGAAGACCGUAAGAAUGCUCUUGAGGAGUACAUUUACACUUUGCGUGGUAAGUUGGACGAGGAAUACAAGGACUUUGCUUCUGAUGACGAAAAAUCGAGACUAAGAGAUAUGCUUGCCAAGGCCGAAGAUUGGUUGUACGAUGAUGGUUAUGACUCUACUAAGGCCAAGUACAUUGCCAAGUACGAAGAGUUGGCUUCCUUGGGUAACAUUAUCAGAGGUAGAUAUCUCGCCAAAGAGGAAGAGAAGAGACAGGCUUUGAGAUCCAAACAAGAGGCUUCUAGAAUGGCUGAAAUGGCUGAAAAAAUGGCUGCUCAAAGAAAGGCUGAAGCUGAGAAGAAGGAUGAUUCUAAGGCGGAUGCCGAAGGCGACAUUGAGUUGGACUGA
Messenger RNA from Lachancea fermentati, 2085 nucleotides. NCBI's taxonomy places the organism in Eukaryota, Fungi, Ascomycota, Saccharomycetes, Saccharomycetales, Saccharomycetaceae. The record is from the annotation of a GenBank genome assembly.